Molecule: messenger RNA, 1491 nt
Organism: Pediculus humanus corporis (human body louse)
Lineage: Eukaryota; Metazoa; Arthropoda; Insecta; Psocodea; Pediculidae
Exons: 5
Coding region: 1-1491 (496 amino acids)
Cellular component (GO): cytoplasm
Molecular function (GO): zinc ion binding; nucleic acid binding
Source: RefSeq, a predicted model, not a curated record
AUGAAAUGUUAUUAUGAACUUUUGGGGGUAUCGAGGGAUGCAAAUGACGAUGAAUUGAAAAAAGCUUAUAAAAAAUUAGCUUUGAAAUGGCAUCCUGACAAAAAUGUAGAUAAUGAAGAAGUCGCAAAAGAAACCUUUCAAUUGGUACAACAAGCUUAUGAAUUGAUGAUUUGUAUAAUUAAGUAUGAUAAUCACAGAGAAGCCAUUCUUAAAGGAGGUUUAGGUAGUGAUUACAAAGAUGACUCUCUUGAUAUUCUUCCUUAUUUUACAGCAUCCUGCUAUAAAGGAUUCGGUGAUGAUCCCAAGGGAUUUUAUGCUGUUUACCAAGAAGUUUUUAAUAAAUUGGCAGCAGAAGAUUCAGAAUAUAUAAAGGAAGAUGAACCUGAAAUUCCUGGUUUUGGAAAAUCAGAUUCAUCUUAUGAAGAUGUCGUAGCUCCUUUUUAUUCUUACUGGAUGUAUUAUAGCACUAAAAAAUCAUAUUAUUGGUUAGAUCCUCAUGACACAAGGCAGGCUCCUAACAGCAAAAUAGCAAAAUUAAUUGAAAAAGAAAAUAAAAAAGUUAGAGAUAAAGCCAAAAAAGAAAGAAAUGAAGAAGUUAGGAAUUUAGUUGCUUUCGUUAGAAAAAGAGAUAAAAGGGUACAAGAAUGGAAUAAAAAGUUAGAAAUGAAAGCCAAAGAAAAUCAGCAAAAGUCAGAAGAGCAUAGAUUACAAAAAAUUAAAGAAAGAAGAAAUCAAAUGAAAGAUUAUAAAGAAAGUGAAUGGUUAAAAUUUUCAAAUGUAGAAAAUGACUUGAAGCAAAUUGAAGAAAAUUUAGCUAAAGAAUUUGAUGAUUAUUCUUCAUCGGAAUAUGACAACAGUGAGGAAAAUAAUGAAAAUAAUUCUUUUUUCUGUGUCGCAUGCAACAAAGUAUUUAAAACUGAAAAAUCAUUUGCCAAUCAUGAAAAAUCUAAAAAACAUAAAGAAAGUGUUCAGUUACUUAAAGAAACAAUCAUAGAGGAAGACAAAGCUUUAAAUUUAAAUUGUUCUAGCAGCAUGAAUGAUGUGCAGUUACCUGAAGAAGAAAUGAAAGAAAAUAAUCUAGAACCAGAAAUUUCCGAUACGCUCGCAGAUACGAAGAAAAAAAAGAAAAAAUCAAAACAGAAAAAAUUAUUUACAGAAGACUUAAAUCAAUCAGACAGUGAUAAUUCAGUAGAAGACUUAAAUAUUUUAUUGGAAAAUUGUGAUCAACUUAAAAAUUCUGUACAGUCUUUAAAAAUAUCAGAUGACGCCAGCAAUGAAAACGUUUCUCCAUCUAAAACGUCCAAAAAAAAUAAGAAUAAAGAUAUUAAUAAAGACAUAAAAGUUGAUGCAAAUUUGGCAUGUGCAGUUUGUAAAAAUCAAUUUCCAUCUAAAAACAAAUUAUUUAAUCAUUUGAAAUCUUCAUGGCAUUCUGUGUACUUACCCAAUUCAGCCACGGCUCAAAAGAUAAAGAAUCCGAUUAAAACAAAAUAA